GUUUAACUUAAAUUUGGUACAUCCUGUUUAGAUCGUUAGCAAGUGAUUACGUCUGUCGUUGACGCGGAAUAGACUAGUAGAUUUGUUUUUUACUCGCAUCGCACGAUAUUUCUAUCGCACGAUUCCACCGUACGGUGAAGUGUAUUUGACAUAAUGCUCAAAAUGGCGACUCUGAAAACAAUGGGCCUCCGGUGCACUUGUACGCCGCUCUGCAACAAGCUCUCCGAUCGUUUUUCUCGUCUGUCGCGCUAGAUUUAACGUCAGCCGAACCCGAAACGCAAGGAUUACGCAAAUCUUACGUACAUACAUAUACGUGAAUGCACACGCGUAUACAAUCGGAGUGAAUUCUCGAGUCAAUGAAACAGCAAGUUUUCCCGCACGUCGAUCCUUGUAUAACAGAAGUCAAAAUGCAGACAAUAAAAUGUGUCGUAGUGGGAGAUGGAGCAGUUGGUAAAACUUGUUUAUUAAUCUCAUAUACCACGAAUAAGUUUCCAUCGGAAUAUGUUCCAACAGUAUUUGAUAAUUAUGCAGUAACUGUUAUGAUUGGCGGUGAGCCAUAUACAUUAGGAUUAUUUGAUACAGCCGGCCAGGAGGACUAUGAUCGUUUGCGUCCAUUAAGUUAUCCACAAACUGAUGUAUUUCUUGUUUGCUUCUCAGUUGUAUCUCCAUCAUCAUUUGAAAAUGUUAAAGAAAAGUGGGUACCCGAAAUAACACAUCACUGUCAAAAAACACCAUUUUUGUUGGUUGGCACACAAAUUGAUUUACGGGACGAUGCAGCAACAAUUGAAAAGCUUGCAAAGAAUAAGCAAAAAGCAAUUUCGAAUGAACAAGGGGAAAAGCUUGCUAAGGAAUUAAAAGCUGUAAAAUAUGUAGAAUGUAGCGCUCUUACACAGAAAGGACUUAAAAAUGUCUUUGAUGAGGCAAUAUUAGCGGCUUUAGAGCCUCCAGAACCUGUUAGAAGAAGAAGAUGUACCAUUUUGUAGUAGGUUUGACUUUUUUUUAUAAAACUGUUAGUUCUACAAUGAUGAAGACUGUAAGUUUCCUUAUAUACAUUGCAUGCAAAAAGUUUAGUGACAAUUGUUAAAUUCUAAGGCAUAUAAUAAGUAUUUUUCAACAUUGACGGCAUAUACGUGAAUAUGAAGCAAUUUUUAUCCACAUUGGCAUAUAUCAUAUGAAUUUAUUUUAUGAUUAUUAAAUUAUAAUUGUAACAUUAUCAUAUUACCUUCAUCUUAAUGAAUUUCCUAAUAAUAUAUUUCACAUCAUUCCGCGCAUCUCUGUAUUUGCAUUAUAGUGAUCAAAUGUAUCGACUAUCCCAUGUUCUACUCAACACGAAAAAAAUGUUUGAAAAUUUAAUAAUGACAUUCACAUUA
Camponotus floridanus (Florida carpenter ant) is the source of this 1370-nucleotide messenger RNA. RefSeq names its product cdc42 homolog. Bases 357 to 983 code for a protein of 208 amino acids. Lineage: Eukaryota; Metazoa; Arthropoda; Insecta; Hymenoptera; Formicidae. Gene Ontology annotation, molecular function: GTPase activity; GTP binding. The transcript has 5 exons. Gene Ontology annotation, biological process: small GTPase-mediated signal transduction. The record is from RefSeq and is a predicted model, not a curated record.